AUGUUCGCUACCAAGUCCGCUAUCAUCCUCGCCGUUCUCGUCACACUCGGCGCAGAGGUUGUCGGCCAAUUCGCCGAUUACCCGGGCUACCAGGCGGCCGCCGUCGCGCCGUGCCCCGCCGCGUCCAUCACGACGACAACAGUGAGGCCCACCUCCACCUUCACAAAGACAAAGACGACCACCGUCACCGCCAUGCCCGAGCGCAAGCGCGCCGAGCACCACCCGCACGCUCCCGCCGGGCUCACCGCCCGCGCCGACGUCACCCCGACCACCACGAUUACGGUGACGCGCACGUCGACGGCCACGGACACCGCCACGCGCACCGUCACGAGCACGUCGACGAGCACCAGCACGACGAGCACGACGCUCACCGCGACGACGACCGCGCGCGUCACGCGGACGUGCACGGGCACGACCACUAUUACGAGCCCGGUGACGCGCACUACGACGAUGACGGUUACGGGCACCCGUACGGCGACUGUUACGGCGUUCACUACCGACGCGGAGACUUCGACGGCUACGGUGACUACGACCGUCGGGGAGACCACGCUCGACCCGUCAUAUGAUGUAGUCAUCCCCUGCGUGUCAUAA
Molecule: messenger RNA, 591 nt
Organism: Trametes versicolor FP-101664 SS1
Lineage: Eukaryota; Fungi; Basidiomycota; Agaricomycetes; Polyporales; Polyporaceae
Exons: 3
Coding region: 1-591 (196 amino acids)
Source: RefSeq, a predicted model, not a curated record